Ectocarpus sp. CCAP 1310/34 is the source of this 942-nucleotide messenger RNA. The record is from the annotation of a GenBank genome assembly. NCBI's taxonomy places the organism in Eukaryota, Phaeophyceae, Ectocarpales, Ectocarpaceae.
UCCUGGGUUCCCACGUUAAAUUGACACGAAAAUUUUGGACUGAGAUAGAUUGACACGAAAAAAAGUGACGGUUGGUUGGCAAAUUGACACGAAAAUAGGUACCGGUUGGUAAAUUGACACGAAAAAAUAUUCCGCCGCACGUUGCCUGGCGAAGGCCAGCAGCGGCGCAGCCUCAAGUUCCAAAAAAUUCAACCCCAGCUGCAUCGCUGCACCGCCGGGAAACCCAACGGUCGCGCUCCCUCAUCGCCGCAUCCGACACGGAGCGAGGGGAUGGCGCGCCUUGCGCGAGGCAGAAUCCGCUACGAGCGGUAUGAUGAGUGCAUGCUGGUUCUUCUGCUUGCUGUGUUGUGUGCGCUAGCUGGAGAGGAGGACAUGUUCCUCGUGAUGGCCAUGUUUGGCCUAGCAAAGCUGGAGGCGUAUGAAGAACUGAUGGCCCCAACGAUCCUGGAGGCAAAGCUGGAGGCGUAUGAAGAACUGAUAGCCCCAACGAUCCUGGAGGGUGUGUGCCCGAUGUACAAUUUCUUCGAUGCAAUUGGAGGCUUGGACUUUAAGGAGCUCUUUAGGUUCGAGAAGCCUCACUUCCGCGAGCUGCUGCACGAGCUGCAGCUCCCUGAGGAGAUCGAAAUUCACAGGUCAGUCGGAGUCGUGUACGUUUGAGAACUCUGCGGUAGUUGCUGUAUGCGACGGGCAGGGCGCGUCGGGGUUGUGCUACUGCUGUGGACAGGCUUCUCAUCUCAGCACGUAGGAAUCAUACCCGUGUCCUGAGUAUCACGGAGGUGCACAUAGUUUCAGACAGCAUCAAUGAUAGCGAAGCAGUUGAUACAGCAGUAGUCUAGACUAUUGAUUUUUGAAAUGUGUUUUUGAGGUCAUACCUGCUGUACUACAGCAGUCUACACGUGUAGCACAUAUAGUCACCGCACUCUCCAUGCGUUCACCACGCGU